Molecule: messenger RNA, 2601 nt
Organism: Macroventuria anomochaeta
Lineage: Eukaryota; Fungi; Ascomycota; Dothideomycetes; Pleosporales; Didymellaceae
Product: TFP11-domain-containing protein
Exons: 1
Coding region: 209-2314 (701 amino acids)
Biological process (GO): spliceosomal complex disassembly
Cellular component (GO): U2-type post-mRNA release spliceosomal complex
Molecular function (GO): nucleic acid binding
Source: RefSeq, a predicted model, not a curated record
ACGGCCCCUUGGCAAUGCGACGCGCUCCACUCCCGUGAUUCUGUCCGCAAGCUUCAAGGCAACACCAGCUCCACCUCGACACAACACCCGCCAACGCCGCCAACACCAUCGCCAACGCCAACGCCGCCAACACGCCCACCCAGCACGCCCGGCACGCCCAACACGCCCAACGCGCCCAACACCGCCAACACCGCCAACGGACCCCACAAUGGACACCCCGCCGCCGCCAAAGCGCAAGCUCAACUUCCGCCAGGAGCCCAAAAAGAAGCCGAAGACAGGCGACGGCAGCGCCGCGCUCAAGACGGGCUUCGGCGCAAAGAUGAUGGCCAAGAUGGGCUACAAGGGCACGGGUGGUCUGGGCAAGGAGGGCGAGGGCAUCGCAGAGCCUAUCCAGGUCGUCCUGCGUGGUAGCAAGGGCGGUGUGGGCAUCGUGUCGGAGAAGAGCGAGCAGCAGAAGAGGGAGGAGCGCAGGAAGGCCGAAGCCAACGGCGAGGAGUACAUCGACUCGGACGAGGAGGAGCGUCGCGCGAGGAAGAACAAGGCCAAGGCGGCGCGAGAGGCGCGCAGUGCUGCCCCGCGACCGAAGAAAACGCUGUUCGAGCUCGAGGCAGCGGGCAUGCAUGUCCCGCUCGCGCUGCAGUCCAUCAUCGACGCGACAACCGGCGCCUCCACCCCGACAUCUGGCGUGUCUCUGCGCGGCAGCGACGUCGUGCCCUUCGAAAACUCCCUCCAAGCACGCGUACGCCGAGACUUGAACAGCUUCUCAGAAGCCUUCGAAGAGCUGCAGACAGAGUCAAAGGCCAUAGCACCGCAGGAGUAUGCGCUGGAGAAGGAGCUCGAAGCGCUGGAGCGACAGAUGGACGAGAUCACGGACGUCAGCGCCAGACUGCAGUCCAUGCGGACUGGCACCUUCAAAGACGUUUGCGACGGGCUGAAGGACUUGCGCGCCGCGUACCCAUCGAAGCCCUUGCAUCGCGAAUCGAUCGCCGUCAUCCACCCGCACUUCUCUCAGAUGAUCGUCUCGUGGGCGCCACUGGAGGACGCGCUCGAAGAGGCAGCCGCUGCUUUCUCAGAGUUGUCAAACGUCCUCCAGCCGCGCAGCAGGAGAUUCGUCUCGGAUGCCUACACACACCCGUCACACGCAGUGGUUGCACGCACACAGCCAGACGAUGAGGCACCAAUAAAGCGCGGCACGACAUCUUCGUACGAGACUAUGAUGCUCAAGCUCUGGCUACCAUCGGUCAGCUCAGCUGUGACGCAGUGGGAUGUAAAGGAUGCUCGUCCAAUGGUGCAUCUGAUCGAAGCUUGGAGGCCAGUGCUGCCGCCGUUCGUGGCCAGAAGAGUGUUGGAACAGAUUACACGAAAGCUCUCGACUUCCGUGCACGAAUGGAACCCGCGGAAAUUCAAGAGAAGCCCGCACACCUGGGUCGUGGAAUGGCUGCCAUACCUCGAGCCAGCUGACCUGGAUCCCAAGGGCUCUGGCCUCGUGGCAGAGGUCAAGCGCAAGCUGCGCCACGCGCUGCAGUCCAUCGACAUCUCUCGUGGUCCCCUGUCCGGUAUGGAACAGUGGAGGAAGGUUUUCGGCAAGGCGGAAAUCGACCGCAUGCUCACCAACCACCUUGUACCACGCUUCGCAAGCCACUUGCGGGACAACUUCGAAAUCAACCCUGCAGAGCAGGAUGUGGCACCGCUGGAGGCUGUCUUUGCUUGGAAGGGACUGUUGUCAGACCAGACUUUGGGAGAGCUCCUCAAGGCUCAAUUCUUCCCAAAGUUCUUGGAGAUUAUCCAUCAGUGGUUGUCCAGCGAAGGCGUGGUCUUCAACGAAGUACAAGAAUGGAUCAAGUGGUGGAGAGACACAUUGGGAAACGACAUCAAUGCGCUGCCUUCGGUCUCAUCAUGCUGGGACGAAGCGUAUACGCUGAUCAACCAGGCGCUCGACCUUGGAGACGCAAGGCUGACAGAUCUGCCUGCGCCACGCGUCGAAAGAACACGAGCGUCACCCGAAAUGCCAGACCUGUCCAAGUCCGUCGAUAAAGAGCCACCUCGACCGGCCGCACAGGUUGAAGAGGCCACCUUCAAGGACGUAGUCGAGGAGUUCUGCGGUGAGGAGAACCUGCUCAUGAUGCCACUGCGCGAAGCCCACGAUGUCACCGGUCUGCCACUUUUCAGAAUUACAGCCAGCGCGACAGGACGAGGAGGCGCAGUGGCCUACUUCAAAGGCGAUGUCCUAUGGGUGCAGAACAAGAAGAACAAAGCCUUAUGGGAGCCUACCGGUCUAGACCAAGGCCUGAUAGCCAAGGCCGAAGGGAAGUGAGCGCCCACGAGCUUCACGUACGUGCAGAUGAAGAAGAGCAACCAUGCGCUCAGUCCUGGCAGGGUAAGCUCCCAUAGCCUUCACAGGGCAGAUAUGUUGCUUGCAUUGGCUAAUCCAGUAUCAAUGCGAUACCCCCUUAGGUAGUCUUAUGAUCUUUAUCAUGGCAUGAGCUCAAGCUCGGAUAGAAGCAUGCCCGCUCAGGGGACGCGCGGAAGUAAUCAAAGCCACUUCUAUACUUGUCACCAACUCGCUCCACCAACCCUUCCCAUCAACACCUGAAACCAUCU